Molecule: messenger RNA, 285 nt
Organism: Mizuhopecten yessoensis (Yesso scallop)
Lineage: Eukaryota; Metazoa; Mollusca; Bivalvia; Pectinida; Pectinidae
Product: microtubule-associated protein tau-like
Exons: 4
Coding region: 4-270 (88 amino acids)
Biological process (GO): microtubule cytoskeleton organization; neuron projection development
Cellular component (GO): neuron projection
Molecular function (GO): microtubule binding
Source: RefSeq, a predicted model, not a curated record
UCAAUGAAAAAUGCUCGUCAUGUACCUGGCGGUGGGAAUCAAAGAAUAAUAAAUGAGCGAGUUUCCUGGAAUACAGAGUCAAAAAUAGGUUCUCUGGAAAACACUCGCCAUAUACCAGGAGGUGGGCACGCUCAAAUAUUAGAUGAAAAAGUCACAUGGAAAAAGGAGUCAAAAGUUGGAUCAAUGGAAAAUGCUCGCCAUGUACCUGGCGGUGGGAAUCAAAGAAAUAACAUUGAAGAAAUUUUCCUGGAAAUACCUGCCAAUAAUUAGGUCCAUAGAAAAUGU